Molecule: messenger RNA, 3390 nt
Organism: Carcharodon carcharias (great white shark)
Lineage: Eukaryota; Metazoa; Chordata; Chondrichthyes; Lamniformes; Lamnidae
Gene: adamtsl2
Product: ADAMTS-like 2
Exons: 20
Coding region: 340-3390 (1016 amino acids)
Biological process (GO): extracellular matrix organization
Cellular component (GO): extracellular matrix
Source: RefSeq, a predicted model, not a curated record
GCGGCGGUGUCACGUAUAAAAAGCUUGUUAAAUAAAUGCUGAAAGUCAUUCGAAGAGCAGGGAGCGAGAGAGAAUUGGGGCCUCUUGCACCAGGCUUUGCCUGAACGUUGCUGCUGAGCCGCGAGGAAAGCGGGUGCUUCGUAGUCUGGGGCAAUCAGAUCGGGCACUGGUAGCGCGGGAGGGGCAGUUGGGCACUGGCAGCGCGGGAGGGGCCGUCGGGCACUGGCAGCGCGGGUGGGGCAGUCGGCCACUGGCAGCGCCUGGUUUGCAUUGGUUAUUUCACGGUUGUUUUGAGUGGUCAUCGUUGAUUCGGACAUCAGCCCAGAAGCCGAGUGAAGUAUGACUUUAGUUAAAUGGCAUUCGAAAGGUACUUUGGGUUGCGAUGCAGCUGUCUUCCUGCAAUGUCUGAUUGCUGUUGUAUUAUUUAUUGAAAAUGUUGCUGCUCUAACAUCAUAUAAAGUGGCUCAGACCUCCAAUAGUUUAGAAGAAGGACUAGAUAAUACUGCCCAUUGGUGGGGUGAAUGGGCCAAAUGGACGGGAUGCACCCGGACUUGUGGAGGAGGCAUCAAAACACAGGAAAGACACUGUCUGAAACAAAGCAGAAGGCUAGCAUUGAUGGGAACUGGAAACCAGACUUGUACAGGCACUUCUAAAAGAUAUCAGCUGUGCAAUAUACAGGAGUGCCCAGCUAAUGGGAGGAGCUUCCGUGAUGAGCAGUGUUCAUCUUUUAACUCCCGUGUUUAUAAUGGAAGGACUUAUAAGUGGAAACCAUUAUACCCAGAUGAUUAUGUGCACAUUUCAAGCAAGCCUUGUGAUCUUCAAUGCACUACAAUAGAUGGGCAGAGACAGCUGAUGGUCCCAGCACGGGAUGGAACAUCUUGUAAAUACAGGGAAUACAGAGGAGUCUGUGUAGCUGGCAGUUGUGAGCCCAUCGGAUGUGACGGGGUGCUCUUUUCCACCCAGACCCUUGACAAAUGUGGUAUCUGCCAGGGCAAUGGAAGCAGCUGCAUACGAGUUACUGGCAAUUACAGGAAAGGAGCAUCCUACCUAGGUUAUUCCCUAAUAACCCACAUCCCAGUUGGUGCAACAGAUAUCCAAAUAAUUGAAAGAAAAAAAUCAGAAGAUGUUUUAGCUGUUGCUGAUGAGUCUGGAAACUUUUUUGUGAAUGGCAAUUUAAAAGUAGAAGGUCCAAGAAACUUCCACCUUGCAGGCACCGUUUUUAAAUAUAGGAGGCCAAUGGAUUUAUAUGAAACGGGUAUUGAAUACAUUGUUGCUCAAGGACCGACAGAUCUGGGAGUUAAUAUUCUGGUAUACUGCAGUGGCCAAGGCUGGAACUGCAACCCCAGAGCCCAAGUCCUGGGAUUCCAGCAACAGUUGCUAAUUCAAAGUGGCAAGAACCCUCACAUUACCUAUGAAUACACAAUGCCACGGAUUCUUCAAUUCAAACACCUUCAACCUUCCUUUGGUUCGUAUUACUACGUGCCUGGAUCAGAUUCUCAAGGCAUGGAAAGUGAUGAUGAGCUCACUGAUAGGAGUUAUGACUUGGAUAGCGAAGAGAGUGUGGCCAUUUUUCAUACUAAUGCAAGUUACAGCAAGAAACUGUCAAAGAAAAUUUCCGGAAAAGGAAACCAGUUAUUCGGAACAGUGAAAAAUCUGGCUGGUUUUGAUGUGAGCAACUCCAUCUAUGAUGAAGCAGCUCCUGAGUUUGAAUCAGAAGAUGAGAAUAUGCAUCGAAACAAAGUCAAUCUAUCUGCCUCGUCAUUCUACUUUGCUACAGACAUCAAAAAUAAUACCCAACUUAAUAGUGUUGAAGACAAUGAUUAUGCAGCGAUAGACAUAGCCUCAGAGAUGACCUCACAGGAAUAUAUAUUAACGUCCAAGAAUCAUUUGGCAGACACAUUUACAAAUGGGCAUUCUUCUCAUAUAGAGGGACACAUUGAGCUCAGUACAAAUGUGACUGAAAGCACAAGAGGAGGUCCGCUCAACUCUGCAGAAUCCAGUACAGCCAGUUUCCUGGUAUAUUAUGAAGAAAACGAAAAGAUGAGGAGCUACAGAAUUAACGACACAUUCCUGGAAGUGACCUUGGGUAAAACCUUUAAUAUGUCUGCAGAGGUUCCAUUCUCCAACGAAACACUUCUACACAUUAUUCAUCAAGCAAACCGAACACAGAAAUUACGAAAUAGACUAAAGCUGUUAAGAAAGGGCUUGGGAGUGAGUGCUGCUGAUAUGUAUAGAUGGAAGCUGUCAUCUCACGAACCCUGCAGUUCUACUUGCACAACAGGAGUAUCCACUUCUUUUGCAUUGUGUGUUCGUUAUGAUGGCAUUGAAGUUGACGAUUCAUAUUGUGAUUCUGUGACUCGGCCAGAGCCAGUGCGUGAGUUUUGUAUAGGAAGAGAAUGUCAACCAAGGUGGGAAACGAGUAGCUGGAGUGAAUGCUCACGCACCUGUGGAGAAGGACACCAAUUCCGGAUAGUCCGCUGCUGGAAGAUUAUCUCUGCAGGGUUCGACAGCUCAGUGUACAAUGAAAUGUGUGAAUCGGCUGAUCUCUCCAGACCAUCAGAACGUAAAACAUGCAAAAACCCAGCUUGUGGCCCACAAUGGGAGAUGUCGGAAUGGUCAGAGUGUACAGCAAAAUGUGCAGAACGAGUUACUGUGACCAGGGAAGUGAGAUGCUCAAAGGAAGAGUGGUUGUGUGAUGAGAAAACAAAGCCGCCAUCUCAGAAAGAUUGUGUUGGACCCCCUUGUGAUCGACAGUGGACUGUUUCAGACUGGGGCCCGUGCUCAGGACCAUGUGGGCAGGGGAGAAUGAUAAGACAUGUAUACUGCAAGAACUCAGAAGGCAGGGUAAUGCCUGAAUCGCAGUGCAACCCUCAGUUAAAACCCCAUGCGAUACACCCCUGUGGAGCCAAAGAUUGCUCACCCCAUUGGCUGGCCCAGGAUUGGGAACGAUGCAAUACAACAUGCGGCAGAGGGGUGAAAAGGAGAGUUGUUCUGUGUGUGGGAAUAGUGAAUGGGAAAGUUAAAAUUCCCAAUCCCGAGGAAUGUGAUGCAGCUCAGAAGUUGAUUGAAGAAACGACGUGCUUUGAACGACCAUGUUUCAAAUGGUUUACUACUUCAUGGUCUGAGUGCACUAAAACCUGUGGAGUUGGAAUAAGAAUGCGAGAUGUGAAAUGUUAUCAGGGAAAAGAAAUUGUGCGAGGAUGUGACCCUCUCUUGAAACCUAUCACAAAGCAAAGCUGUGAUCUGCAGGCUUGUCCUACCCAGCCACCGGAUGACAGUUGUCAAGAUCAACUUGGGACUAACUGUAUACUGGCAAUAAAAGUCAAUCUGUGCUCCCACUGGUAUUACAGCAAAGCUUGCUGCAGGUCAUGUAGAACUGCUAAUUCAUAG